AUUUCUUCAAUUGAAUCAGCAUCUACGCUUAAUCCUAAUUUGACAAAACCAUUCCGGCAACCUUUACACAAAACUGUUAAACCAAAUUUACCAUUACAUAUCAAUGCUAUGAAAAAAAACCCUACAAUUGGUGGGCGCCAAACAAUUCGUAAAGCUCUUCGUGAAGAUAAUUCUUAUGGAAAUACUCCUGAUAAUAAUUUUUAUGACAAUACUUCUGGCGCUUCAAUUGUUAAGAAUUAUUAUAUAACUGCUGAACAU
Molecule: messenger RNA, 258 nt
Organism: Racocetra fulgida
Lineage: Eukaryota; Fungi; Glomeromycota; Glomeromycetes; Diversisporales; Gigasporaceae
Source: the annotation of a GenBank genome assembly